Mytilus trossulus (common blue mussel) is the source of this 5792-nucleotide messenger RNA. RefSeq names its product ABC-type oligopeptide transporter ABCB9-like. The record is from RefSeq and is a predicted model, not a curated record. Gene Ontology annotation, biological process: oligopeptide export from mitochondrion. Bases 43 to 2478 code for a protein of 811 amino acids. Gene Ontology annotation, molecular function: ATP binding; ATP hydrolysis activity; ABC-type oligopeptide transporter activity. Lineage: Eukaryota; Metazoa; Mollusca; Bivalvia; Mytilida; Mytilidae. Gene Ontology annotation, cellular component: mitochondrial inner membrane. The transcript has 12 exons.
ACUGAAUUUCCGGAUUUUUACGUGGAGUGUGAAUCAAGAAUCAUGAGAAAAUUACCAACAGUAUUGGUCACUACAUUAAUCAGCAUCGUUGAUAUGGCAACAAUAACCAUUUUAUUUUGCCAUGGAAACAAAUUUAAGCAUCAUCUACAACAAGGACUGCACCAUUUUUCAUUCCAAAGAUCUGUUUUUGAUUUGUUUGUAUUUGGAUUUUUACGAUUCUGUCUUACCAUGGGGCUUUCACUAUCUGUUUUCAGAUAUUCAUAUGAUUCUAUUUAUAGAAUAAGAAAAAUAAAAACUGUGAUAUUUAUAGCUUCUUUAGCAACAAGUAUAUAUACAAUUAUAAAACUCCUAAUACGAUCAGAAGUUCCAGGAACAUUGACAGAUAAGUGGUUUUGGUUGAUAUUUUCUUGGACACACAUAUCUUGUUUAUGGAUGUCUCUUCAUUGCUUAUUUUUAAGUAAAAUUUACAUAAACAUUGAGGUGAAUAACACGAGUAUAAACAAAGAAGAUGGAGAUGAAGUAGAAAGAGAACCUUUGAUUGGAUCCAGUGAUGAACAAAGUGACCAAUCACCAAAGACGACUGCCAAAGUUACUAUAUUUAGACUUUUUUCCCACUCAAAGCCAGACAUACCAUUUAUAAUCAUGGGAUUUAUAUUUUUGACCAUAUCAUCUACAGGACAGAUAUUUAUACCAUACUACACUGGGGAAGUUGUAGACAGUAUUGUUAUAGAAAAAUCUCAGAAGAAAUUUACCCAAUCAAUUAUAAUCAUGGCUAUCAUAUCAGUUAUAAGUUCUAUUACAGCUGGUUGUCGAGGUUGGUGUUUCAGUUUAGCUAUGGCACGUUUAGGAAUAAGAGUACGGAACAGAUUAUUUGGAUCUGUAAUAGAACAAGAAAUAGGCUUCUUUGAUAAAGUAAAAACAGGGGACAUAACCUCACGUUUGACCUCUGACACAACAGUGAUGACAGACACAGUAACCUUGAACAUGAAUAUAUUUACACGUAACCUGAUAUUAGGUGUUGGAAUCAUUGUGUUUAUGUUCAAGUUGUCAUGGAGACUAUCUUUGUUGACGUUGAUAGCGUUCCCCAUUGUGUUGGGUGUGUCUAAAGUGUAUGGGGAAUAUUAUAGAGAUCUGGCCUCCAAAGUUCAGGAUGCUUUAGCUGCAGCCAAUAAUGUUGCAGAAGAAGCUUUGUCCGCCAUCAGGACCGUCAGAAGUUUUGCUAAUGAAGACGGAGAGAAAGAUCGUUACAGAACAUCACUUGAUAAAGCCUACAAAAUAAACGUCAAACAAGCAAAUGUGUACGCUGGUUAUGUAUGGUGUACACAGCUUUUUGAACUUGGUUUGACUGUUGCAGUAUUAUACUAUGGAGGUCAUCUAGUACUGACAAAGACUUUAUCUGGCGGUAAUCUAGUGUCUUUCAUACUGUAUCAAAUGCAGCUAGGAAAUUGUAUAGAUGAAAUUGGUGAAGUAUUCACUGGAUUGAUGCAGGCAGCAGGAGCAUCAGAAAAAGUGUUUGAAUACAUUGACAGAGAACCAGUUGUAAAAAAUACAGUCAAGGACAGAAUGGAUACAGAGUCUGUGAUUGGUCAGAGUGAAGAUGAAUCAGACAAGAUUUCUGGUCUGAUAGAAUUCAAGAAUGUUACAUUUGCAUAUCCUUCAAGACCAGACACUACUGUGCUUAAGAAUGUGUCGUUCACGGUCCAGCCAGGGGAGGUUGUAGCCUUAGUGGGACCGAGUGGAGGAGGUAAAUCAUCGUGUAUUAAUCUACUAGAACAUUAUUAUGAACCAAUCACAGGACAGAUCUUACUGGACCAGAAACCAGUACAGGAAUAUGAUCACAAAUUCUUACAUACCAAGAUAUCCUUAGUUGGACAGGAACCUGUAUUGUAUGCAAGGUCAAUCAAGGAUAACAUAGGGUAUGGAUUAAGUUCAGAUAUUACCAUAGAAACAGUGCAACAUGCUGCUGGUAUGGCUAAUGCCCAUGCAUUUAUUAUGGAAAUGGAGAAACAAUAUGAAACAGAGGCUGGAGAAAAAGGACAACAGUUAUCUGGAGGACAGAAACAAAGAAUUGCUAUUGCCAGAGCCUUAAUCAGAAAGCCAGUGGUCCUAUUACUAGAUGAAGCUACCAGUGCUUUAGAUUCUGAAUCAGAACACCUUGUUCAACAAGCUAUCUACAAAAACCUGAAGGGAAGGUCAGUAAUCAUUAUAGCUCAUCGACUCAGCACUGUAGAGAAAGCUGACCGAAUCAUUGUUAUAGAUAAAGGCUGUGUUAUCGAGGAGGGUUCACACUCAGAACUACUAAAAAAUAAUGGCAAAUAUGCUAGUCUGGUCCAACGACAACUAUUACAAACUGAGGAAGAAGUAGAAGACAGAGUUAUCUCCCAUGAUAAUGAUAGACUUGGCGUAGGAAUUGCCAAGAGAGAUAUAGGAUUACAUUUUAGGUCUACAUGUCUAAUCACAUCUUCUAGCUGGCACUGAUAAUUCAAGUCAAACUUUUAACUGUCUAUCAUUUACAAGAAUUGAAAAAUUACAUUUGAGUUUUUGGAACUUUUUAAGUUAAGGUACAAAAUUAUUCUUUACUGUAAAUUUGGAAAUUAUUGCAAUUUUGUCAUUUUAGACUAAAAUGAAAUUUUAUUUUUUGCAAUAUUGAGAAACAUCUCUGUUGUAUAUAACCAUGACACAUUUUUCAAAAAUGAAAACAUAGCAAUAGUUUCUGAAUUUACAGUAUUUGUUUUAAAAUUAAAAAAGAAUGUCUUUUUGUGCACAAUAUCAACUUUAGGUAAUUUUGGUUUAGAGAAACUGUUUUGGCCACCAACAAUUUCUAUCAGUUUUACAGUGUGAGGGUGUACAUGCACUGUCAUCAAUAUGAAUUUAUUACUUAAAGUAGGUCAUUUUAAUCAGAUUUUUAUGAAUAUUCAGAUGAUUUAGUGGUACACUUUUUUAUGUAUUUAUACUUUGUUUUGUUUUGUUUUUGUUUUGUUUUUGUUUUGUUUUUGUUUUGUUUUUGUUUUCCAAUUAUAAGAGGAUCAGGCUUAGAUAUAUAUGAAAUCUCUGGAAAUAUUGAGAUAUUAGAUCUAUAAACAAGACUCUUUAAUUUAAUUUAUUACCACACUGUUUUAUAACAUUUUUGUUCAAUGUGUGAAGACUAUCAAAUGAUACCCCAAGAAAUAAAAAAAAAAUGCCUGUCUUUUCCACCAGAGCUCCCUAGCUCUUUGAUGUUAAAUAGUGCCAAAAUAUUUUCUACAAAUAAUUAUGAUAAAGGAAAUCCAUUUUUAUAAAUCUAGUCAUUCUAAUUCCUAAGAGAACACUUGAUCAUGUGAUCUCUAUUAUAUAGUGUUAUUGACUGGUUUUUUCUGUAUUGGCCCUGUAAUAGAUUCGAGGUUAGCUGUAUUAGACCCAAGACUCGAAGAGUUGUUGGCCAAUACAGCUAAUGGAGAGUACAACAUAUACUACAUGACUUUUGUUUAAGUGUCAGGUUUCCAUGACAAUCUUUUAGUUAAUAGUUUCAAUAUUUUAGUAGAAUGCUCGUACAUGUAUCUUGAUUUUAGCUCUCAUAUCAUAUUGAUUACUGUAAAUUCAGAAAUUAUUGCGAGGUUUUUAUUAUUGCGAAAAAUGCGACAGACUUGUAAACGCAAUAAUUCAAACUCUCAUUUUGAAAUCAUUCAUAUGAAUUAAACAGGAUUUUUCUCAAAAUCAUUAUAAUUAAAAUCGCAUUUAAGUCUAAAAUGACAAAAUCAUAAUAAUAAAUGCACGCAAUAAUUUCUGAAUUUACAGUAUUAUGAAUUUCAAUUCAUUACAGCUGUCUAAUACAUCUGGUGUAGAUGCUAGACUUUGAUCUGUAGAUCUCGUCCCUUAUAACUCUAUAUGUUCACUGUAUAAAUAGUAUGCUUGUAAUACCUUUAAAAUUAUCUUUAGAAUGAGGUGAAAAUACAUUGUUUAAAUUGUAUCUGGACAGGACAAUAACUGAAGCAAUCAAUAUCAGAAGACCUCCACCUUCUGCCCUCGAACUAAUCUCCCUAUACACAGAUACUUUUGCAUAGGUACUAUUUCUGUACUAAAAAUUUGUAGUACUGGAAAUCUAUACUUUUUAUAUUCAGUACUAUUUUGUUACUUUAAAAUUAUUGUAAUAUUUAGCUACCUGUAUUUUAUAGUACUUAAUUUGUACUUGAAAUUUAGGGAUUACAGAUUUUUAGUUACUGCAGUUACAUUUUCAGCAUUUCGAAAGUUUUCUAUUUCAAAUCUCUUGAAAUUGUGAUUUUCAAACAUGGAAUAUUGUAUUAUUUCUGUACCAAAAUAUUUUGUUCAUUUCAAGUGCUGUAAAAUACAAGUACCUAAUUAUUACAAUAAUUUUAAAGAAAAGAUUUUUUUUUAGUAAAUUUCCAGUACUACAUAUUUUUAGUACAGAAAUUUUACCUAUGCAAAAGUAGCUGUGUAGAUUGGUAGAGAAAAUGAUUCAUAUCUUGCCAUGCAUUAUUAUAUGUGUAUGAAACACAGCUUUAUUACAUAAUUUUAGUUAGACUUCUCAGGUUUUCCAUAUAGUUAUGUUUUAUUGUUGUUAUUUUUAUUUUUUCCAUUAAUCAUUAAACACCAUUUUAUGUGCCAAGUAAAGUCUGAAAGCCAAAUCCAAUUUUCAAAAAAUCAAGGUAUUCAUGAAAUUUGCUUUAAUGAACUUAAUGUCUCUAUAGAGUUACCUAUAAAGUGGUAUGUUAAUUAAGAAUUGUAAAUUAUGUAUAAUAUAUCUUUCAUAAUACAUGUGUUAACCAUCCAGGAGUCCCACAGCUUGUAGAUGAAAUCAAUAAUGUAUAUGUUAACAUUUGAUACAUUAUAUUAACUGCAAUUUAUUCCAGAAUAUUUAGAAAAGAUAGAUAUUUGAACAUUUCUAUAGCUUAAAUAUAAUUAAUACUUUUACCAACCUCAGGGCAGGGCAGUGGUCAUUUAAAUGCCAGAUGUCAGUAUGUGUCUCUGUAUGUCCAGUCUUGCAUGCCCUGUCACUUGUACAUUCUUCACUGCUGUGAUCACCUCCAGUUUUUGGUGGGGUUUGUGUUGCUUUGUCUUAGGGGUCAUCCAUAAUUGUCAAUCAUUUUCCAAAGUGUACAAAACAUACAGUUUUUUUAACCCUCCACCCUCCCUCAAAAAGUGUACAUCAACCAUUUUUAGAUUCCUAGACAACAAUCAAUCAUUCUUAAUAAAAACAAGGUCCUGUCUUUUAAAGUUUAGUUUAAUAGAAAAAAUUGCUUUGAAAAUAAACUGAAACAUAUCUGACUUUAAAAAAAAAAGUGCAGAGUAAAAAUGUUGAUUGUUUAACCCCCUCCCCCAAGUGUAUGUUUUGUACACUUUGGAAAAUGGUUGACAAUUAUGGAUGACCCCUUUAAGUUUUGUAUGUUGUUUCUUGUGUACUAUAUUUGUCUGUUUCAUUUUUAGCCAAAGUGUUGUCAGUUUGUUUUUGAUCUAUUGAGUUUGAACGUCCUCUGAUAUUUUCAUCGCUUUUUGAUAUCAGCACUGUCUUGGAAGGAAUUUCAAACAUAAGUGCUGAUCAACUAUUUUCAGAAAAAAAAGUUAUGCUCCUUUGAAAAGUCAAUUAUAUUAAACAUUGCAAAGAAUUCAGUAUUAUGUUUGAGUAUUUCAUUUAAUACCUGGUAUAUUUUACCAAGGUCUCUGACAAGUAAGAAAAUCAAUGCUGAUCAAUCAUUUUAAAAAGUAAAAACACAAAAAUACUGAACUCCAAGAAAAUUCAAAAAGGAAAAUCCAAAAUAAAAAGGCAAAAUCAAAAGUCCAAACACAUCAAACGAAUG